This is a messenger RNA of Chondrus crispus (carragheen), 315 nucleotides long. RefSeq lists its product as hypothetical. The transcript has a single exon. The coding region runs from base 1 to 315 and encodes 104 amino acids. Lineage: Eukaryota; Rhodophyta; Florideophyceae; Gigartinales; Gigartinaceae. The record is from RefSeq and is a predicted model, not a curated record.
AUGUUCUACAAGUUAGGGCAGUUACGAUACAAGCGCAUUCAAAAACUUGGGCAGGAGCAUCUCCGGCGGCACGACGGCUCUAUCAUACUCCGGGACAAUCGAAUCGGAAAAGCGUUUCAUCCAUGGCACAAGCAGCCUUCCGGUAGCCUCGAGACCUUCUCGCUCGUCAACACCAUCCGAAAAGCAAACUACGUACUUGCGAUCCCACAUCACCAAGACAAGCUUCUGCGCCGGAAACCGCGCGACAAGCCAGUCCUCCCCCCUCGACACCAAUCGCGAACUCAUGCUCAUAUCGCCUCGGUCCCAUCGAAAUAG